AUGCCCGAAAACAUACUACCCGCCGCCGCCGCUGCCGCCGCCGCCGCCAAAGCUUCGAAACGCAUGAUGAUCCUCUACCUCCUCCAGUACCAGUCCCGUACCGUACCGUAUCCUGCAAAGCCGACGCACCGAGCGGGCGACGAGGGAAGGGUGUCUACCUCGUUCCCCCAUCUGAGACCGGUACGGUCAACGAGUCUUCCUCUGGGCACGCAUGCGCGGGCCGGCACGUGCAAUAAGUACCGUGGUGGGGGCCGCGAAGCAGGGAACUAA
This is a messenger RNA of Drepanopeziza brunnea f. sp. 'multigermtubi' MB_m1, 270 nucleotides long. NCBI's taxonomy places the organism in Eukaryota, Fungi, Ascomycota, Leotiomycetes, Helotiales, Drepanopezizaceae. The record is from RefSeq and is a predicted model, not a curated record.